Molecule: messenger RNA, 1211 nt
Organism: Cinara cedri
Lineage: Eukaryota; Metazoa; Arthropoda; Insecta; Hemiptera; Aphididae
Source: the annotation of a GenBank genome assembly
AUGAAUUCAUUGAAUGCAACUCAAACAGUUAUAAGUUCCUCUAGUUCCUCAUUACAAUCAACUGUAUUUGUAUCUGAUACACCUAUCACUCAGUUCACACCUUCGACUACAGAUAUUAAUCGUACAUUUCCCAGUUAUAAUAUUUUUGACAUUGCACAUUACACAAAUAAAUUAUUAAAGCAAAUAGAAGAAAUAGAAGAAGUGAAAUAGAAGAAAUUUUGAGCAAAAUUUGGGUCCCUGAAAUUAAUUACAAUUUUCCUAUCAAAAUAUCAGUAAUCGGUAAACAACAAAAAGUUUUGAAGUUAAAAUUUCAAUAUAAAUGGCUUAUUAACUCUCCCUGGUUGGCUUAUUCAGAAGUAAACAAUGGUGUGUAUUGCAAAUAUUGUUUUGCUUUUACUAAAAAUGAAGCCGGUGUUAAUAACCAAAAAUUGGGAGUAUUUGUAUUAAAAAAAUAUGAUGAUUGGAAACAUGCAUUGGAGACUUUAAAAAUCAUUCGAAUUUAGAAUAUCACAAAAAGAGUUUUACUAGAUGCCGAUAAUUUCUUAAAUAUGCUUAACAAUCCAACAAGGGCAAUCGAUAAAAUAAUUGACAACGAAAAAAACAAACAAAUAUUACAAAAUCGUAAAAAUAUUAUUUCAAUAAUUGAGGCAGUUAUUUUAUGCGGCCGUCAAAACUUGGCAUUAAGAGGACACCGCGAUUCAGGAAAAAUUGAAAUCAAUGACUUAAAAGUUAUGAAUGAAGAUAAUUUCAGAGAAAUUUUACGAUACCGAGCUCAAGGAGAUAUUGAAAUGAAAACCUAUUUGGAAAGCUCGGGAAAGAUGAAAUAUACUAGUCAUAGAAGUCAAAAUAAUAUGAUUGAUGGUUGUAACAAAAUUUUAUUGGACAAAGUUGUUUUUAGAGUAAAUACAGCAAAAUGUUUUUCAAUUCUUGCUGAUGAAACUGCGGAUAUUUCAGGAGUGGAACAGGUAUCGCUAUGUGUUAAAUAUAUCAACUCAAACACAUUAAAACUUACUGAAGAAUUUUUACAAUUUGUACCAACUAAUGCUAUGACUGGUAAAGGAAUAGCAAAUUUAAUCCUAGAAAAUCUUAAACAAUUUGGUAUCAAUACUCAAUAUUUACGCGGGCAAGGAUAUGACGGGGCAGCUGCAAUGGCCGGAAAAUUUAAUGGUGUCCAGGCUCACAUUAAAGAAAUUCACCCAAACUUGCCAUGA